Pogona vitticeps (central bearded dragon) is the source of this 2855-nucleotide messenger RNA. RefSeq names its product fucose-1-phosphate guanylyltransferase (gene FPGT). Gene Ontology annotation, molecular function: transferase activity, transferring phosphorus-containing groups. Lineage: Eukaryota; Metazoa; Chordata; Lepidosauria; Squamata; Agamidae. The record is from RefSeq and is a predicted model, not a curated record.
CCGAGAAACAGGAGAUGGCGUUGGCUUCAGGCCGGAAGCGGAUGCGUGCGGUCUAGGAAGCGGGCUCAGGCGGUGUCAUGCCGGUCGCAGGAGAGGCGGAAAUGUUGCUGCAACAAGCCACUCGGGAGAGGCUGGAGAGAUUUGCCCAACUCAGAGGUAAAACUGUGGAGAGCGGAAAAUUCUGGGAUGCUGUUGUCAUAACAGCAGUUGACAAAAAGCAAGAAAUAGCUUAUCAGCAACAGUUAUCAGCCAAAUUAAAAAGAAAGGAGCUGCCCCUUGGUGUUCAUUAUCAUGUUUUUGUUGAUCCUCCUGGACCAAAAAUUGGAAAUGGUGGAUCAACACUUCAUGUCCUUAAGUGCUUGGAAGAACAUUAUGGUGAUCAGUGGGGUUCUCUCACCAUCCUAUUAAUCCAUUCUGGUGGAUAUAGUCAACGUUUACCAAAUGCGAGUGCCUUGGGAAAAAUUUUUACAGCUUUGCCUUUUGGGAACCCAGUUUAUCAAAUGUUGGAUUUAAAACUGGCAAUGUACAUUGAUUUUCCCACCUAUAUGAAUCCAGGUAUUUUGAUUACUUGCGCAGAUGAUAUUGAACUUUAUCAUAUUGGCACAAUGGAAUGCAUAAGGUUUAAUCAGCCUGGAUUUACAGCAUUAGCCCAUCCUUCUAGUUUAACCAUUGGUACAACCCAUGGUGUAUUUGUGUUGGAUCCACCAUUGUGUGGGACUCAAAAGGGAGAAGUUGAAUACAGAACUUGUCAACGUUUCCUGCACAAGCCUAUCGUUGAAAAUAUGCACCAGUUUGGUGCAGUACAUAAAAUGGAUAAUUCUCAGGCAUCCAAUCCUCUUAGAGAACUUGGACAUUUAGCAGCAGUUUCUGAAUACGUGUAUACGGAUAGUCUAUUUUACAUUGAUCAUAGCACUGCGAAAUUAUUGCUGACAUUUUAUAAACAAGUAGGCACACUUUGCUGUGAAAUAGAUGCUUAUGGUGACUUUCUUCAAGCAUUAGGGUCUGGAGCAACAAAAGACUACACAAAAUACCUGGAGAAUGACAUACAAGGAGAAUCGUGUGUAAUGGAAAUAAGGGAGAAGUUAUUUACUCUUCUUAAUGGACUGCCUCUCAAUGUUAUUCUUCUAAAUAAUUCUAAAUUCUAUCACAUUGGGACUACCCGUGAGUGUUUGUUUCAUUUUACUUCUGACAGAAAGCUGAAAAUGGAAAUGGGUUUGCUGCCAGAUGUUUUUAGCAUCUGCCCUAACAGCACAGAAGACUUUGGGAAAUCAGCAUGUAUCAUUCACAGUAUACUAAGCUCCGGGUGUUCUGUUAUACCUGGCUCACUCCUUGAAUACUCCAGGCUGGGGCCUGAGGUGUCAGUGGGAACUAACUGCAUUAUCAGUGGAUGUUGUAUUGACACCAAAGCAGACAUCCCAUCAGACACCUUCAUGGCAACACUAAGUGUGAGGAUUGAUGAAGAAUUAAUGUAUGUGAGUAUGGUGUUUGGCAUAGAAGAUAACUUGAAAAAGAAUGUGACUAAUGUAGCAGAGACACACUUACUAAGGUUUUUUGGAACCAGCCUCAGUCUGUUCUUGGAGCUCUGGGGUCUGAAAGUUUCACAUGAGCUGUUUUCUGGUGUCGGAGUAGGUCUGAGUUUAUGGACAGUGCGAAUUUUCCCAGUUUGCUCCACUGUAAGUGAUUCAGUGAAAAUGUCAUUAGGGAUUUUAAACUCCGUUCAGAACAAGGCACCUUUUAAAUUGAAUGGUUUUAAGCUCUUGUCUGUUGAAGAAAUCCUUCAGUACAAAGAUGUAGAAGAUAUGCUGAAGUUCAGGCAGCUACUUUAUGAAGAAAUCAGUCUGCAGAAACAGAAAGAGAAAUCAGAUUUAUGAAAGUGGUACAUUUUCCCCAUUCUUUAAUUUGAAGAGGAGUGAUUGCUUUCAAGCUUGCGGAAAUCCAGAAGCAAGCAGUACGCACACAUUCUUGUGUGUGUUUCAUUGAAGUAGAAAUAAUGAAACUGCAUUAACAGUGUUAUUGUAGCAUAACAUUAAUAAUGCAAAAAAUGCAGAUAAACUAUUCUUUUGAUGAAAAAAUUAAUGAAAUAUUUCAAGUCUAUGAAAACACAAAGAGGCAAAUUUUCUUAGCUGCUCAUUAUUAUUAUGCUUUUGGUUUUUAUUAAUUCAAGUGUGGAACAGAACUUGUUAAUUAGAAGUUUGAUUGAAAACCAUUUAAAACUUUUUCAAAGUAGUAUGUUACCUCUAGCAACAUUUUUCCUUUUCCUAGGUUUGUUUUCUUUUAAGUGGGCAAAUACUUGCACAUUUAUACAUGUCUUUUUAAAGCUUUGCUGAAUAUUGAGACAUCAGCAUGAAAAUUGGUGUUUCUCAUUAGUACCAUUCUUUGUUUCAUAUACUUACCCCAACUCCAUUCCCAUUACUUUUUCAGGACAUGUUCCAAAGAAGCAAAAUAUACUGAACUAAAUAGCCUUGGAAGGAAGUCUUUCAAACAUUAUUUUGCAAAUUAGAUAUGACUGUAUUGUCUGAUUUUUUUUCAAAGAGUUUAAUGAUCAAAGCAUUGUAAGUUUGUGAAUAUCUUGUCAUAAUUAUCAGAUGUGAUUGUUUUACUCUUUGAGUCACUAAAGUGUGUUCUGUAAAAUUAUUUGCUACAGUCAUAAUAGUAAUGCCGGAUAUAUUUUGGAAUUAUUGUGGUCUUUGGAUUCUGGAUCUACUUCAGAUACGUUUGCCUGUUCUUUUUUAGUCUUUUUGGUAUCAAUCUCAUUCUCAUCUUCUGAAUUGAAAGAGACAAUCUGCAAUAGGUAUGCAUAGGUUUGUAGUUUUAUAAAGUAACCCUAAGCAUGUUUACGCAGAGGCUUAAUUAAA